This is a messenger RNA of Colletotrichum graminicola M1.001, 1851 nucleotides long. RefSeq names its product GMC oxidoreductase. The record is from RefSeq and is a predicted model, not a curated record. The transcript is spliced from 4 exons. Gene Ontology annotation, molecular function: oxidoreductase activity, acting on CH-OH group of donors; flavin adenine dinucleotide binding. Lineage: Eukaryota; Fungi; Ascomycota; Sordariomycetes; Glomerellales; Glomerellaceae. Gene Ontology annotation, biological process: secondary metabolite biosynthetic process. The coding region runs from base 1 to 1851 and encodes 616 amino acids.
AUGCCCUAUUUUCUCCUGGUCCUUCUUUUACUGACCCAAAGUUUCGUUUUGUCACGAUGCCAAACUCAGGUCCAAAAAAGUGUCAACUCCGUCGGCGCAGAAUACGACUACAUUGUGGUAGGAGGUGGCACCAGCGGUCUCGUUGUGGCCAAUCGACUUAGCCAAAAUACAAGCAAGACGGUGCUGGUAAUUGAUUACGGGGACUUUGUCAAUACAGUGAACGUUACCGUUCCGUACUUUACAACACUCGACCAGUCAGCCAACCUCUACAACAUCACCUCUAUUCCACAAGCCCACCUCAGAAACCGUACCUCUCGGCUCCGUAUUGGUGCGACUGUAGGUGGAAGCUCAACUGUGAAUGGUAUGGCCUGGGACCACGGCUCCGUAGCUGAUUACGACGCAUGGGAAGCCCUUGGAAAUCCGGGUUGGGGAUGGGAUAGUUUCAUGAAGUACUUUCGCAAGUCUUCGGCUUUCCUACCCCCUUCUCAGAAGUAUGUCGAUAAGUACAACUACCAAUGGACUCCAGAGGCAUAUGGAGAUGGGCCCGUGAAGAUUGGUUUCCCGUCAUGGCAGUGGCCAGAAGCAGCUUUCCAGGCUCAAGCUUGGGUCGAAAAUCUCAAGGCUCCCGUUUUGAGAGACGGCGCUGAUGGAGACAACGUCGGCAUUGCCUGGCUACCUCAAAACUCGGGGGGCGAGAGUGCAACGCGCUCGACAUCCGAGACCGCAUACUUCAGUCCUAUUAGCGGCCGCCAAAACUUGCACCUCAUCGUGCGCCAUUACGGAGCAGCUAUCAGAUUCGAAGGCAACAAGACAGUCGGCAUCAACAUCAGCAGUCGCGAUAAUAGUUCGGAAACCAAAUUCGUGCGAUCUGAAAACAUCGUCCUGGCUGCAGGCGCUGUCAACACUCCGCGAAUUCUGCAGCUCAGCGGAAUUGGUGCAGAGAAACUGCUGAGCUCCCUCGAUAUUGACAUGGUGGUUGAUUUACCUGGUGUCGGUGCAAACUUUCAUGAUCAUCCAACCAUCUUCAUGGUUUACGACUUCGCAAAUGACACUGCACUCAAUCCGAAUUUGAUGAGCAACGAGAUCUUCUACAAUAGGUCUUGGGCGGAGUACGAGACCAACAGAACUGGGCCACACACCCAUGCCUGGGGAAAUAAAGCCGUGUUCACGUCCCUACAAGAUCUUGACCCGGCCAACUAUCAAUCUAUUGCGGAGGCAGUGAGCAAGCAAGAACCAUUGCAGCAUCUCCCUCAAGUCUACGCCGAGAACCCGGCAUUGGUAAAGGGUUACCUCCAGCAACGAAAAGUGUUAAGGGAGCAUUUCCUCAACCCCAAGGCAGGUAUUGUUGAGUUCGCCUUUGGAGGCUCAGGAACCGUUCCAGUGGCUCUACAAAAGCCCUUGUCAAGAGGCACAAUCAGCAUCAACAGUACCAACCCAGACCCGUCUAUCGCACCUCUGAUCGACUUCAACACGAUCUCUAAUCCAGUCGACUCACUCCUUCUGAUCCGGGCAGUUGCAAAAGCUCGUGCUUUCAUGUCGAGCCCUAGUAUCCAGCCGCUUGGAGCAGUUGAACUGGUGCCAGGCCUAGGCGUGAGUAGUGACGCUCAGAUCGAGGCAGUCAUGAAAGAGUCAUGGCUAGCUUCAAGUCUUGACCAUCCCGCUGGAACGGCGGCGAUGAUGCCUCGGGAGUGGGGCGGUGUUGUAGACAGCAACUUGAAGGUGUACGGAGUUGAGGGACUUUGGGUGGUGGAUGCAAGCAUCAUGCCCAUAUUACCGGCGGCACAUACCCAAGCAACGGUCUAUGCUGCUGCAGAACACGCGGCCGACAUUAUAAGAGGCUGUGAACAGUGA